This is a messenger RNA of Fusarium vanettenii 77-13-4, 2324 nucleotides long. RefSeq lists its product as uncharacterized. NCBI's taxonomy places the organism in Eukaryota, Fungi, Ascomycota, Sordariomycetes, Hypocreales, Nectriaceae. Bases 128 to 1651 code for a protein of 507 amino acids. Gene Ontology annotation, molecular function: RNA binding. The transcript has 3 exons. The record is from RefSeq and is a predicted model, not a curated record.
CCCAGGUUAAAAAGGUAUACAAGGCGCAACUGAAAUCUUCCUUCUGCAUCCGCUUCUCUCCAUCCUCAUUCUGUCUAUUCACCUCGUUUAGACAUUUCCCCUUCCAUCCCCCUCACACACAUUCACAAUGGCCAAGUCCAAGACAAAGGAGAGCAAGAAGGCUAAGGCCGCUGAGCCCCUCGCUGCCGUCAAGGCCGGAGGCAUCACCAAGCCCUCCAAGACCACCAAGGCCAAGUCCAAGGAGCUGGCCAAGUCUGCCGCUAAGAAGCUCGUCAAGGAGAAGGACUCCAAGAAGAAGAAGAAGGCCGAGCCCGAGUCUGAGUCUUCCGAGUCCGAGUCUGAGAGCGAAGCCGAGUCCUCUGACGACUCCGACUCUUCCUCUGAGGAGGAGAAGAAGGUCACCAAGAAGGCCACCACCAACGGCAAGGCCAAGGCCAAGGCUCCUACCCCUUCUUCCGACUCUGAGUCCGAGUCUGACUCUGGCUCCGACGACUCUGGCGACUCCGACAGUGAGUCUGAGGAGGAGGAGAAGCCCAAGGCCAAGGCCACCAAGGUCAACGGUACCGCCAAGGCUGCCGCUAAGAAGGCUGAGUCCUCUGACUCUUCCGACUCUGAGUCUGGCUCUGACUCCGACUCUGACGACGAGUCUGAGGAGAAGGAGGAGAAGAAGCCCGCCGCCAAGGUUACUGAGAAGAAGGCCGCUUCCUCUGACGACUCGGACGACUCUGAUGAUUCCGAGGAGGAUUCUGAUGACAGCGAUGACAGCUCUGAGGAGUCUGAUGCCAAGGCCAAGACUGAGGAGGCUCCCUCCAAGAAGCGCAAGGCCGAGGACGACAUCGACUCCGAUGAGGCUAAGAAGACCAAGACUGAUGCUCCCACUACCCUCUUCGCUGGUAGCCUGAGCUGGAACAUCGAUGACGAUGCCCUCUACGAGGCCUUCAAGGAGUUCAAUGGUCUCGUCGGCGCUCGUGUUGUCACUGAGAAGGGAACUGGCCGCAGCCGUGGCUUCGGUUACGUCGACUUCAACGACCCUGAGGGUUGCACCAAGGCCUACGAGGCCAUGCAGGGUUUCGAGCUCGACGGCCGUGCCCUCAACCUCGACUACGCCAACGCUCGCCCUGCCGAUGCCAACCCCGCGGGCCGUGCUGCCGACCGCGCCAAGCGACACGGCGACACCCUCAGCCCCGAGAGCGACACUCUCUUCGUUGGUAACCUGCCUUUCGACGUUGACCAGGAUGCCGUCCGUGAGUUCUUUGGCGAGGUCGCUGAGGUUGCCAGCGUCCGACUUCCCACCGACCCUGACUCUGGUAACCUGAAGGGUUUCGGUUAUGUCAGCUUCAACUCUGUUGAGGAUGCCAAGGCUGUCAUUGACGCCAAGAACGGUGCCCCUAUCGGCAACGGACGCAUGUCUCGCAGCGUCCGUCUGGACUUUGCCAGCAGCCGACCCCAGCAGGGCGGUGGUGGCGGCGGCUUCGGAGGUGGUCGUGGAGGCGGUCGCGGUGGCGGCCGUGGUGGUUUCGGUGGCCGUGGUGGUGGUGGUCGCGGUGGUGGUCGUGGACGUGGCGGUCGUGGCGGUGGUCGUGGUGGCUUUGGCACCGGUGCUAACAGCACUCCUGCCAGCUACUCCGGCACCAAGAUCUCGUUCGACUAAACGUGGGCUCAUGCAUAAUACUGCAGACCGAGUGGGCAUUUGGCGGGUUUACCAUUAAAGUGGGCUUUGUGGGCUGUCGUUUCAACACAAGUUAUACCUCCCUUGAGGAGUAGUGGGCUUUGAGAAUACGCUUCACAUCCAUGGAUGUGAAGCCAUGAUAGACCUGGGGGCAUAUACACUUGGGGACCGUGGGCUCGUGGCAUCUGGCAAAGACGCCAUCACUGGCGACUACGGCUUUUUGAUGUUGGGUUUUGAACAAGUCUGUCGACAAGAUGGACACCACGUGGGCUUCAUGAGGGAUUUGACGGCUCUUUGGGAAGAUUCUCCCCCAGUCUUUUGUAAAGAAGACAGGACGGAGUGGACCAAGUCGGUUCGUGCGAAUGCUCUGAGGGUCCUGGGGGCUUUUCGAAACGCAACGGAACGACCUACGUUGCCUCGCCUGACUUGAGCUUCAGUUGACGAUGACCCUGCCUUUGACGACCACCCACCCUAAUUCCUUAAUCACCCUGUUCAUGUUCAGUUGCCAUCUGGGAUUUGUUUCUUCUGGUUGAUGUUGGUAAGUAUACCACUGCCGCGUUGCUCUCGAGGGGCACCGGCAUCCGUCCACAUGUACGAGGUAGAGGGCGUAAUAAAAGUUGAUCAUUUUAUUCCAAUGACUUUGGUGUCUUUAAUG